AUGAGCUAAGUUAAAUUUGGAGACUAUAUUACAAUUUAGGGCACCCUCUUGGAUAAAAAUAAUACUAAUGGAGCUCACUAUGGCUAUAUGUGUACAACGGGGUUUACAAAUAACGAAAUCUACUUAGAAAAAUAAUCAAAAUCCAUAUUUGCCAAUACCAGUAAUUAAGAUCAGCAAAUCAGCCAAAAGCCAGAAGAUAAUGUCUUCUCAAUCAAGAAUUAUAGAGAAUAUGUUUUUUAAAUAUGGCCCAAGCUCGAUUACGAUGCCCAUAAAAAGUAUAGCAAGCUUUUGGAAGAAAAAAACCAAAUAUAAAAAAAGUUAAAGAGCAGCAAGGAUAAUAUAGACAUUAGCGAAGAAGACUAAGAAAGAAUGAAGGAGUAUUUGAAUGAAGUAAGAGAAAAGAUUAAGAUUGCGAAAAUUGCAAAAGAAUCUGAAAAGGCAAAUAAUCUGAAAUAAUUGGAAUCAGUUAAAGGAAAUUUUGUUUGCUAUGGUUAGGAAAUAUUUUUAAUGCAUGCAGAUUCAUAGUCUUUUUUAAAUGGUCUUUUGCAGGCUUCAGUCAGUGAAAAAUCAGCUUUUAUGCUGCAAGUUACUAAAUUUUUUUAGAGAGGGAUGGUUUUUAAAUUUCAACCUAAAUAUAAGCUACGUAAGGAAGGAGAAAUUAUAUAAUAUAAAGAUUAAAUAUCAAUUUUUAAUGUGAAAUAAUAAUGUUGGGCUAACUUUGUGCCAUCAAAUAUAACUUAGUAAGAUAAGAUCAUCUAAGGUCCUACUCCUACAAACUACUACUAAAGUAUAGACUUUUAAAAAUACUAAAAUCGUUAAAGAGUAGAAGUAUUUUUGACAAAAGUAAAAGAAGCCUUUUGGCAAAUUCAUAUUCAUAGUGACUAUAUUCAAAAUCAGGAGACCAGUAUUAAAGGAGGAGAUUUAAUUUAUUUAUAUCAUACUGAAUUGCAAGGUGCACUCACUGCAGAUAUUUCUUAUGAUAAUAAAAAAGGAUAUUCAGAAGCAUAUAUUAGAAAGUAUUAGGGAGAAUAUGAAUUAGAAAAGUAUUCAGUAGCUUCUAUUUGGGAAAUUGAAAAAGACUCCUGCUUUGAUAGAGGUAGCAAUAUACCUGUGAGCAGUCUUAGUAACCAAGAUAAGAAGAGUACCUAAUCUUUUAAAAUUAGACAUUUUUUAACUGGUAAGGUUUUAAGCAUACAGCAAGUAAAUCAAGGAUAAUACAUUCCCUGCUUGGCUAAAGAUGACUUAACUACGCUAGAAAAUUCUAGUAAAAUCUAGUUUGUAUCUACUUAAAAUGAUGAAAAUGAAAUAAUGGAGGAUAAUCACUGCUAUCUUAUAAAAAUCAAUGAUUAAUUUAUUUAGGCCAAUUCAUCCAUCCAAUAUACUGUUUAAAAGCAUGAAAAAAAUUCUGAGAACAAGUUAAAUGUUACUGAUUUUAAAGAUGUAACUGAAAAUAUGAUUUACAAGCCUAUUGAUGAUAGUGAAUUUGAAGUUUAUAGAAAUGGGCUAACUUGUGUUGAUAAGGGAAGCACUGAAGAAAAUGCAUUUUAAGUAAUAAAGUUAACAGAAGAAGAGAAGCAAAAUAUUUUAUAUGUAAACUCCUCAUUGAAUAUACUCCAUAAGUUUUUAUAGAAGUUAAGAAACGUUCCUUACAGAGAACCCUUACCUAAAAAAGAAUAUAUUAAAAAAGUUGGAUAAAUACUUUCUGAUUUAGUUUUAUUUGUUGUCAAAACAGAGAGCAAAAAUCCUUUGGAAUGUGAAGGUAUACCCAUUCCAAAACGCCAAAAAAUAAUGAAAGAUUAUAAAUUCAUUGAAUUACUAGUUGAUUUGCUUUAUUAUCCAUUCAAAACAGAGGUUUAUAAAAUGAAAGAGCUUGAUUAGAUAGAUCCUGAUACAGUCAAAAUCUUUAAGUUAUGCAAUGUUUUGAUUAAUAAUUCUAUAAAGGAAUAUAGACCUAAUGAAAUUUAUGCUUCUUAAUGGAUCAAUUUACUCAUUUUCUAAUCUGAAAUGACAGAAGGCUAUUGUGAUAUUGGAUCAGAGGAAACUCUAACUGAGCUAAUUGAUAACAAUAAAAAAAUUUUAGAAACCAUCGAUGAGGUGACUGUGAAUAAAUUCUUGUAAAUGUUAAUGGAGAACUAAAACAAGAAAUAUGUUAAACUCAUAAGGGCACUAAUACUCUGCAAUGGUCAACCUGUUCAUAAUUAAGAGUUAAUUUCAAAUUAUUUGCUUAGUGGGAUGGACGCUAUAUCUAACGAUGAAGAUGAAACAGGACAAGUAAGUUAAAAUAAAGUUAGCUAAGUUCUAUAGCGUUAAGUGGAUAUAAACAAACCUUUGAUCAUUUAAGCAGUGAAGUAUAUUAAUGGAGAAGUUUGGGUUUAGAGCCCUUUUAAAGAAAACUAUGGAAAAUUUAUGCUGCUUUCAAAAUUUUAAGAAAUGUCUACAGAGUCUCAAGAAAAUUUAGAUAAAUUUGAAUAUUUUUCAGAGAUGAUAGGAAUGUUAAGUGACCUAUGUAAAUCUAGAAAUUAUACAGCUAUCAAUUAGUUGGUCCAUGUUUAUAAAAGAAGAGUGUGCUUCGAAAUAGUUUAAAAUAGUCUCUUUGAUCCCUACUUAAGAAGAAGCUUCGUCAUGCUUAUACACACAAUGUAUUUGGAUAUUUCAGAUUUCAAAAAGUUUUCAUUACCUAACAAUAUAAGAGUUUGGACUGAAAUUGAAAAAGCUAAAUCAAUAGUAAGUGUCUAUGAUCAAUAACAAAACUUAGAAAAGGUUAUGGGGUUAAAUAGUUUUGUAUCACCAUUACUUUAUGCUUCAAACCAUUUGAAAGUAUUCUCUAUAGAGUAUAUUAUUGGUAUCGCAAAAUCAAAAUACAUGAGCUCAUUGAAGGAACCAGAAAAUCUUUUGACUUACAGCAUUCUUUAAAUGAUUUAAGAUCUAGUUGAUUUUGGUUUCUUCGAUAACAGUGACGAACUCGAGAGUUUGGUGAAGAAUAUUAUUAAAAUUUUGGAUUCUUCAUUAGAUGUUGGAAAUUAAAAUGAAGAAGAAGCUGCAGAAGAAGUAGUGAAAUUAUUAUCUUGCCGCACUACAAUUAGUAAAGGAAAUAUUCCUUAAGCCUUAAAAAAGUUAAAUCAUAUUUAAAUUUCAAGGUUUACAGGGAGAUACGAGCACACUGAAGAUAAUCUAAUUGUGCACGAAUGCAAAACAAUCUGUUGUGAAAUCUUAAAAAAAGUAAUUCUAAUCAGAAAUGAUAUGAGAAUCACUUAAUUUAUGAAGAAGUUUAAGAAUGAAUUUGACUUGAUUACUACUUUUAAGCCAAUGAAUAAAAAUUCUAAAAAAAAACCGUCUAUGAAACCUUUAGAAAUAGAAAAUCCUAUAUAACAAUUUUAAAGAAAAAGGAAUCCAUCUGAUACUCCUAAUUCUGUAAACUAAAGCCAUAUACAAGGAGAUAAAAGUCCAUUGAUUAAUGAAGUAUUUUCUAAUUAAUUGAAAAUUGAAGAAGGAAUAUAGGAUGUUUCUGAAUAAGAAAGGAGGUAAAUAAGUUAAGCACUAGCUAAAAGAUCUUAGGAGAUGUUAGAUGAAAUAUUCUUUCAGAACACAAUUAAAUUAAGAGGAUGCUUAAAAGUAGAUGUAGUUGCUAUAUUUUAAGAUUUAACUCUUUAUUAAAAUUCAGAUUUAGUUAAUAAUUCUUUUGAGAUUCUUAACAUGCUAUUCACAGAAAGAUAAGAAAUUUUGAAUUUGCUGUAAAAUCUAUAACUACUAGAAGACCACGAAUAAAUUCAGAGCUACUUCAGCAUGAAGUAAAUUUAAGAUAAUUUGUCUGAAUAAGUUGAAAAAAGCGAAAAUUGGCUUUUCAAAUAUGAAGAAGCAAACAUAAAAGAAGCUGUGAAGGUAGAGAUCAAUCUUUAGUAGAUUGUUCAAAUUUAAGCCUAGAAGUUGCAGGGUUUACCCUUACCUGUGAUUGGAAUAGAGUAGGGCGAAGAUACAGGUCGUUUAUUGAAUUAAAAAUAAGAUUACAAUUAAGGAAUAAGAUAAGAAGCAAUUAAUUUUAUAGAAUAGCUAUUUGAAGAAGAUGAGGUAAAAAAUUAGUACUCAUAGGAACUGAUUAGAAACAGCUACUUAUAUCAAUAGAUAAUAGAUUUGCUUAACUAUGAUGCGAAUACCUUCACUCGUAAGCGUUAAGAAGAGGGAAUAAAUAAGCUUAAUUUUAAUGAUACCUCUGUUUUUAUUCGUAUUUUACGCUUAUGCUAUAAAAUUUUGGGAAGAUUGGUUAUUGGAAACAAAUAAAAUCAAAUUUUGCUUACUGAUUAAGUAACUGAUUUUAUUUUUAAGCACAUGAAGUAUUUACCAUAAUCAUAUCCCCAUCUUCUUUUAGAUCCCUUAAUAGAACAGAAUUCUCUCCUUAUUAUGCACGAAGAAAUUUGUCGUAAGUUCGUAAAGGAAAUCUUUAAUUGCAUCAAUAUUUUGAAAUCACAUAACAUAUUGAAUUUAGUUUCUUGCUAUCUAGAUAUAUUGAAGAAAAUUCCUUAUGUUAACGAUAUAAUUGUAAAAGAAAACUAAACAAUUAUUAUGGAUCUUCUAACUAGUAAAGAGAAUUAGAAUCUUCUCUCUUUUAUUAAUUUUGAUGAUCCUUCAUACAAAUAACUUAUACAUUCUAGUUAAUAAUUUUAAAACUUUGUCGAUUCAGGCUAAGAAGAAAUUAUUGAUGUACCAUAAGAAUUAGAUUACUUUGAUAGCUUGCUCAGUUUAAUGGCUGCUGUAUGUGAUUCAAAAAAUAAUGCCACUGAAAGUAAAGCACAAAGUUACAUUUCCCUAUACUAAUUAAAGGAACUCCUCAUUAAAUUCAAAAAUUGCUUCUACGUUAAGAGAAGUUUAUAUUUCUUCUUUUUCCACGUAUAUCUUGACACUGAAAAAGAAAUGUCUGAUUAACUUCUCGAAAUUAAAAAGUUUAUCAUCUAAUCUAUUGAAGAUGAUCUAAUUUUAAUUACCAAUAACUUGGAUGUCCAAGAUAUUUAAUUAUUAAACUAUAAAGGAAAAAUAUCUCUUUAGAAAAUAAAAUUGGAAUAUAUAUUUGAAUCUCUAUUCCUAUGUGUCGACACUAUUUUAUGUAAAAAGCUACUUGAUACAAGCUCAGAAAAAUAAUUUUUAACUCAAUUGCUUGAGUCAAUUAUUAAAGUUUCUUAGCUUUCUGUGCUCAAGCAAACUCAUAAAAGAAAAUUAAAAGGAAUCCUCAUUUAGUUAGUUGUAAGAGGAUUUACAUCAAUUUAGAAACUCAAAUAGCAUAAUAUCAAUAGCUAAAUAAUUCCAAAUCUACUAGAGGUUCGUUAAACAUAAAAAAAUUUACAAGAUUAUUUUUCUACUACGAUCUAAAUAUCUCAUGAAAGCACUGUUUAACUUUCAUAAAAGCAAGCCACUUUAUUAGAUGUUAUUAAGAAAUUGAAAAAAUCAGAAAUUUUACAAGAAGAAAUAAGAAAAGAAUUCAAGAAUUUUGUUGAUUAUUUCACAGAUAUCAAAUACAUUAGUUUAAAGGCGUUCCAGGGAUUAUGUACCAUAGAGUUUUCAGAACUAACUACAGCUAUGAUUAAGUUAAUGGUUCAAAAUAGAUUCGUUAAUGACUACGACAACACAUAAAAUGAAUUAGAGAAAAAGAGACUUCAAGUUCUUAGGUAAAUUAUAGAGCUUGAAAACCCAGAAAGUAAUGAUUCUAUUGAUUUAUGGGACUCACUUGAAGGCUUUGAAGAAGAAAUUAUAAAAAGAUAAAAUUAACUAAUUCAAUAAGGAGUGGCUGAAAUGAUAGUUGAAAUUAUUAAAGAUCCCCAGGCUUCAAGUGAUAUAAAAGAAGAAGCUAUAUUACUAGGUAUAGCUUUAUUGAUUGGUGGAAAUGCUAAAACUCAGGAUGAAUUUCUUAAAGCUUUGUCUAGCGAUUCAAAUAAUUAAUUUUUAGGAGUUCUCUACGAUAUGAUUACUAGAGGUUUGCUUCUAAUUAAAAAAAAUAUGUCAAAGCUCAAUAAAUAAGUUGAAUUUAAGCUUAUUGAAGAAUAAAAGCAAGCUCUUGAUUAACAAAUUAAUUUAAAUGAUGAAGAUUUUGAUGAUAAAUUAUCUGACGACGAGGCAGCAGAUGUGAUGGAUAGCUAAGAUGAUGACGAAGAAUCAUAAAUUCCUUAGAAUGUAAUUCAAGAAAUAAGGAGAAUCAGAAGAGUUUAUAGAUUACUCUAGCUUUUCUGUGAAGGCCACAAUAAUCAAUUCUAGAAUCACUUGAGAUAGUAGAUCAUCGAUUAACAAGAAUCAGGAAAAUCCAUCGAUUUUAUUAUGAACACAACUAUCUUAUUUUCAAGUGCAGUUAAAUAUUUGAAUAUUCACUGCAUAGAUCUUAUUGAUUAGAUAUUGGAUUUCUUAAUAGAAUCCAUAUAAGGGCCUUGUGUAGAAAAUUAAAUAACAAUGUGCAGAGGUAAAAUAAAUGAAACUUGCAAAGACCUCCUUUAAAAAUUCCAAGGUAAUCAAGAAUAAAAUAAAUAAUAUUACAUUCUCGGUUUUGACACAGAAGAAAAUAAGGAAGAGUUAGAGAGUUUGAUAAGCAAGUCAUUUAAAUUACUUUACUCUUUGAUUGAAGGUGAUCCCUCCAAAGACAUACUUCAAUAAAUGUGCUAAACUUUGGAUUUCAAUCACUUAUUCCAAAUCUUAGAUGAUAAAUUUAAGAAGAUUUUGUAGCAAUUGAAUAUUUCAUUUGUCUAAACAUUAAAUUUUUCAGAUGAAAAAAUCAGAAAGAUCGUAGAUAGAUUGGAUAGCCAUUUUGAUGAGAGUCUAGAAGGAGUGUUUGACAUUUACCUAUUAAUUUCAACACUUUCAGAUAAAGACGAGAAUGUAAAGCAAUUGCUUGAAAAUCCUCCAGAUGAAUACGUAUCAGCCUUGAAGUUCUUUAAAUAUAACACAGCUUCAAUAGAAGUUGUUUUUAAGAAUAAUUUGAUUAGAGUUUAUUUCCCAAUUCAGCCUAUCUGUAGGCUUUUGAGCAAAAAUAGUCGUGCAACUUUAAUGGAAGAAAUUCCUCGUAGCACAACUAGUGAAAAAAUAGAAGGUUUAGUUGAGGCAACAAUUGACUUAUUUGAUGAAAUGGAACAUCUUGCUUUCUUGAAGAAAUAGAUUUUUAACUUUUCAAGUAACAGGUUACAAGCACUUAUGCUUAUAUCUUACACUUUUGCUCUUGCUAUUAAUUUAACAAUAUUAUUUACAUAUAAACUAACUUUCGAAGAGUUUUAGAAAGCUAAGAACUACAUUAAUCCUGGAGCUUUAACAACUACUGUAGUUUUUGGAAUAAUUCAAUUUAUAACUGUACUAAUCAUCAUUCUUUUCUAUAUCAUUAUUCAUGGUCCAUUAAUUAUUAAACGCUCUUGGCAUGCAAUAUAAGAAGAAAACGAAAAAUUUAAGAAACCUUAAGAGGAAGAAAGAAUUAUUGAAGCUAAAUACCUAAGUCUAAGAGAUGCUGUUAGUGUCUUAAUGACAAAAGGUCCAAAUGCAGAGGAGUUUUGGAAAAGUGGUAAAAGAGAUUUUGGCCACUUUUUUGUUGCAUUUUUUUAUUACUGGAGAAACUUCUAAACUAUGAUGCGCUAAGGAAGUUUUAUAUAUUUAUUAUUCUAUGUUAUUGUUUCUGCUAUGGGUUUAUUUGUAUCUGACAUAACCUAUUGUUUAUUAUUGUUAGAUAUUAUAGCUAGAUUCCCUACUCUUCAAAAUGUUGUUAAGGCAGUUACAACUAAUAUUAGACAAAUAGGUUUAACAACUCUAUUGGGAGCUGUGCUUAUUUAUAUUUAUUCUAUUUUUGCUUUUUACUUCUCUGAUCAAACCUACAAAACUACAGAAGUCUAUGGAUUAGAUGGUGAAAAGGGUGAUUAAAAUACUUGCACGACGCUCUUCUAGUGCUAUUUGUAUACAUUAAACUAGGGUCUUCUUCAUGCAGCAGGUAUUGGUGAAGCUAUUGCUAAGCCUAGUUACGAAGAUCCAAGCACAUUUAUAUUUAGAUAUUUCUUUGACUUAAGUUUCUUCAUGAUUAUUAAUAUUAUGUUCUUAAACUUCAUCUUUGGUAUCAUCAUAGACACUUUUGCAUAAUUAAGAGAUGAAAAGCAAAAAAAGGAGGAAGACAAAAAUAACGUUUGCUUUAUAUGUGGCUUAUCAAGAAACGAAUUUGACAAAGUACCUGGAGGAUUUACUAUACAUAUUGAGAAGUAGCAUUAACUCUGGUAUUAUGUAUACUAUAUUUAUCACCUAAAAUGUAAAGAUAGCACUGAAUAUAAUGGUGUUGAGUCUUACAUAUAAGACUUACUUAAUAAGUAAUAAACAACAUGGUUCCCAUUACUAAAGGCUUUAUCACUAAGUAAAUCAGAGGAUUAAAAUUAGGAAUCAUAAAUUGAAAAUAAAUUUGAGAAACUAAAAUCAGGAUUAAAGGAUGUCACAUCUAAAGUAGAAAAGAUUUCCUCUAAAAAAAUCGAAAAGAAAAAAAAUAAAUGA
Messenger RNA from Tetrahymena thermophila SB210, 8484 nucleotides. Its product is annotated as cation channel family protein. NCBI's taxonomy places the organism in Eukaryota, Ciliophora, Oligohymenophorea, Hymenostomatida, Tetrahymenidae. Gene Ontology annotation, biological process: calcium ion transport; transmembrane transport. Gene Ontology annotation, molecular function: inositol 1,4,5-trisphosphate-gated calcium channel activity; inositol 1,4,5 trisphosphate binding. Gene Ontology annotation, cellular component: endoplasmic reticulum; membrane. The record is from RefSeq and is a predicted model, not a curated record. The transcript has 22 exons.